This is a messenger RNA of Glycine soja, 998 nucleotides long. RefSeq names its product transcription factor MYB77-like. Bases 188 to 820 code for a protein of 210 amino acids. Gene Ontology annotation, biological process: regulation of DNA-templated transcription. The record is from RefSeq and is a predicted model, not a curated record. The transcript has a single exon. Gene Ontology annotation, cellular component: nucleus. Lineage: Eukaryota; Viridiplantae; Streptophyta; Magnoliopsida; Fabales; Fabaceae. Gene Ontology annotation, molecular function: DNA-binding transcription factor activity, RNA polymerase II-specific; RNA polymerase II cis-regulatory region sequence-specific DNA binding.
AAAUAGCAUCUUAAGAGUCAUAGUAGUUAGACCUCCCACACCCACCAACUAUACAUAAACCCAGUUUCCUGGAAGUACCCCCUGUCUCUAAUCUCAUUCAUGCCAUUAAUUAUAAUUAUAAACCCAAACAAGUGAACAACCCUCUCUCCUUUGUCCCAUUCCCCCUAACCAAGUUUAAGUUUCUAGAAUGGAAGAAAUGAACAGAAGCUCCUCCUCCACUUCCUCUUCCUCUCACUGUUGCUCUUUAGAGUCCAACCAUAGGAGCCCCAACAAGCCAGACAGAAUCAAAGGCCCAUGGAGCGCCCAAGAGGAUCGGAUCCUGACACGACUAGUCGAACAAUACGGCCCUCGAAACUGGUCCCUCAUCAGCCGCUACAUUAAGGGCAGGUCCGGCAAAUCGUGCCGGCUGCGGUGGUGCAAUCAGCUGAGCCCCACCGUGGAGCACCGCCCCUUCUCGACCCAAGAGGACGAGACCAUCAUCGCUGCCCAUGCCCGGUACGGUAACAGGUGGGCCACCAUAGCCCGAUUAUUACCGGGCCGAACCGAUAACGCCGUUAAGAACCACUGGAACUCCACGCUCAAGCGCAGAGCCAAGGGUAUUAACGUUAAUGUUAAUGAUGCCGACAACGAGGAUGACCCGUUGACCGCAUUGACUCUUGCUCCUCCCGGUAUUGCUAAUGCCACUUUGACCGAAGACGCCGUACCGGACCACCGGGCCUCGCCGGAGAGUGCGGCGGAGGGGUUUUGGGAUAUGAUGAGGGAUGUGAUCGCGAGGGAAGUGAGGGAAUAUGUGUCUUCUAAUUUUUCUGAUAAUAACUAGGGUUUUCAUUAAAUCAAUCAUCAUAAGCAUAAUUUGUUAUUAUGUCUUCCUUUUUUUUUUAGGCAAAUUAUUCUGCAAUUUGAUUUUGCCUUACUGGACUUUGGAAUCGGAUCAGGGAAAUAAAUUAAAACCCUUCUGGCUUCUGCUGUUAAUAACAACUUUCUCUUGUUGUGAAUCA